Messenger RNA from Ornithorhynchus anatinus (platypus), 4330 nucleotides. RefSeq names its product chromosome 4 C4orf50 homolog (gene C4H4orf50). NCBI's taxonomy places the organism in Eukaryota, Metazoa, Chordata, Mammalia, Monotremata, Ornithorhynchidae. The record is from RefSeq and is a predicted model, not a curated record. The transcript is spliced from 12 exons. The coding region runs from base 36 to 4166 and encodes 1376 amino acids.
UUGCAUUGCAAUACAGUACAGUGUUCUGCACACAAAUGGAAUCUUCAACUGCAGGAAGAACUCGGAAGAUGUCUAUUUUGGGGGUUGAAGUCCCUACCGGAGAAAGAUUCAGUAUUCUCAAUCUGAAUGUUAAAAUUGACCCUUCCUGGGUCUUCCAAGAGAUAGAUGUCACAGAGAAACUCAGCGGGGAUUUUGAGGAAAUGACGGAUACCGUUAAAGAUGAUGUCUUGAAUCACCGAAUCAAACGGCGGGAAAUGUCAGAAGAAAGACAGGCGGAGGUUAUUGACAAGUUCGUAAAGACCGAAUCUGUGCUUCGAAACAGAAUUGAAGAGUUGGAGCUGUCAGAGAAGAAGCUUCUGGAAAUAGCUGAUCGCCUGAAUGCCCAAGUAAACCUGGAAGAAAAGACGUUUCUAAGCGCUCGAGAGAAACUUCGGGAGAUUCUUGGAGAACUCACAGACCUGGUUCAAGGAAAAGAACGAGCCGGAAAGAUUCCGGCGGAAAAAUUCCGAAGGCUGCAGGAACAGUUGAUGGUGAAAGAUGAAGAGAUGAAGAGCCAGUCUGAGUAUUUUGAGCACUACAAGCAAAACCAAAAGCAGCAGAUGGCCACAUUGGAAGAGCAAAGACGAUCCCUUCAGGCCCAGGUGAUGUGGCUGGAACGGCAAGUCCAGGUUCAGAGCGUUUCGAUGGCGUGCCUCGUCGCCCAACUUGGAGAUGGAGCGCUGCAGUGUCUCCGUUCCCAGAUGGGCACCAUGUUGGGAGAAAUGCCAAGUCUCUGUCCGGUGCCCGAAGAUGCGGCUACGACGAGAGCUUUCUUUGAAGACGGUGAGGCUCCUGACAAAAACCCCUGGGAAAUCCUGCAGGAGACUCUGAAGCCGUUACUUGAAAGAUUACAACGUGGUAGGAGCGAAAAAGAGGAACUCUUAAAUGGACUUGAGAAAUCACGUGACACCGAAGACUUUCUUCUGAGGAAAUUAGAGGAUUUUCGCCACCACAUCUAUGAGCUGAAGUUGGAGAGCCAGCUCCAGGAGCAGGUGGAAGAGCUUGAAAUGCAAAAAAAGGAUCUGCAAGAUCAGUUGGAAGCCGAGGGGCAAAAGGAAAUAGAAAAGCCAAGUGAAGCGACAGGUCCAAGUGGGACAGCUUAUGUAGCUGGUUUUGAUUUGGAUCCAGUCAUGUUCAAGAAAAUUGCAGAGCUCUGUGAAACGAUUCAUGAUUUUUUGGAAACCCAAGAUCUAAAAGGCAGAUCCAAAGAUUUACAGAUUCUACUCACUUCUUUGACAUCACAACUGAAGAAAAAGCAUCUCCUCUUGCAGGAUGAAUUUUUGCAUUUGAAGAGAGAGGCUGUAUUAGAUCCCCAUAGAAACGAAGCUUGUCAAACGACAUUCUUCAUGCCGGAGGCCAAGGACCAAUCCGAUGUUGGAGGGAUGAGGUCACAGAGUGGAAGGAAGAAAGCUUGGCUCAGUGGUGCCGAAGGAUUCUUGAUCUCAGACUCAGAUGCCUUGGAAGAGACUCCUGGAGAACUCAGAAUGACUGACAAAGACCAGAUCAGUUUGAACGACCAGAAGUUAAGAGGACCAGCUGAUGUACGUGGACUUCCUCUGGUCCAGGAUAAAGAUGGGCAAGUCUUCUUGGAGCAGCGAAAAAACUCCAGAAGUCAACAAAAGAUGAGAGAUGAAGAAUCUCUCUCGCUCUUGGAACAGUCAGUGAUCAGUCCAUGUCCCGUGAGGGUGGCCAUUGCUGUUCUUCCACAGUUUGGUAAGAGGGAGAAAGCCACGCAAAUAGAGCCAAAAUGUCAUAACGCAUCUAAGGAGAAUUCAGCAUCUGUGCGCCAAGUGCAUGAAAAGCUGAGUUGGGAAUGUGAUGGAGACUCUUCAUUCUUCCAAGGCCUCCAAUGUCCUCUGAAAGAAGAGAAAGCUGGAAAGAUUUUGAAACCUCAGGAAAUCACUUUCAAUAGCAGAGAUGGAGCCAUUAAACAUGAAGAUGAAGUGCAAACCCAUGUGGAAAGUGAGGACAUGCUCCUACUACCUGAAGGCAGAAAGAAAGAAAACCAAUCAAAUGAUGAUAAAAAUCAACCCAAUUGGGAAGAAAAAAUGGAGUGGGGUGGGAAGGAGAAAAGCCGGUUCUGGGAAGCUCCUUGUUUGUCUGAUCUCCUGAUCACCUCUAAACAAAUGAAGAGAAGCACCUCUAUGGAAAAGGACUGUGGAAAACAUCUUGAAGUUUUCCCAGAGGCUCAAGGGAAUGGAGAGGACUCGAUUGAAGCUACUAAUCUCCUGGAAGACCAAGGAUCAGCAUCUAGGAAAACAUCUCAGUUAGGUGAGGGAAAACAGUUGUUUCAAAGUGGCAUUGUUCCUUAUGGGCCAAACAACUUGGAUGAAGAGGAAGGAGCAGAGAAAACACCUUCUGGAGAAAUAGCACCUUUUUACAGUAGUGAUCCACCUCAAGGUGUUCAGAAUACAUUUGCAUUCAAAGAGGAAAAGGGCAAACACCUUCUAAAAAUGUCUCUUACUGACAAACAAAACCUCCCACCAUUAAAUGCAAAGACAUCAUUACAAGGAAGGCAAUGUGAAAAUCCUUCAAGUAGAAGCACCCUAAUGGAAGAGCAAAGUAGAUGUUCCCUCAAAAUAGAGUUGCUAGAAGAAAUCAAGGAUCUACAUUAUCAGCAAAUAUCAGCAUUAAAGGUAGAGAACGAGAGAUACGGUCAGAAAAUUUGGAUGCUGGAGGAAGAAAACAGAGAUUUGUCUAGAGCUUUGGGUGCCUUAGAGGAUACAGUCCACAUUUAUUCUCAACAAAUCUGGGGAAACAAUGAAGCAGGUGUUGAUUUUCCAUUUAACUCGUUUGCCUCGAUGGAAAAGCAGGAGAGAGAUGAUGGCAAGACGAUCAUGAACAAGGACAGAUACCUGGGAACAGUUUGUGUUAGUGAACAAACAGUUUCAGAAGAUCUGGGUGCAAAAGCAUCCCAAGAUUCUAAAUCCACAGAAUCACCAAUUCUGAUGAAUAAACCUCCCCAGCCAAUCAAAGGUCCCGAACAGGUAAAGACCAGUUUCGUUCAGUUUUUGUCUGAUCUGGCAAAAGAGAGAAGCAAAUGUUUCCUUGAAAAAGCCCAACUUCAGAAGGAUCAGGAGAAAUAUCAGAAAAAAGUUUGUUCCCUUGAGGAAGAAAAAGCAAGACAUUUGCAAAAGAUAGCUGCACUUGAAAAAGAUCAGAACGUCAUGGCUGGAAACGUGUCUCGGUUAAAAACGGAAUUAGACCUCUACCUGGCCUUGAUUUCUGACCUUGAGGAUUGCAAUGCCAAAUGUAACCAACACAUUUCUGAACUCCAGGAAGAAAAUGUCACCCUGAAGGCCAGGAAGAACAUUAUCCAGGAAGAUUGCCUGGACCAAGCUAUGGCAGUCACAAAGCAGUUUGUGCUGGAAAACCAUGAACUGAAGAUGUUAAUAUCUGAUCUGGGUUUGGGCUAUAGGACUCUGAUCACAGAUGCAGUGGCAGGAAUAGAAGACAUCGUGCACCGUCUCCAAGAAGAAAACGAGCAGCUCUUACUCCGGUUACACGCUAUGGAAACUCACCAAGAAACCGAACACACUGAGCAUAGGGAACAGCUUACAAACAAUAAUGAACAAUUGGCUGGAAACCUUAGGCAAGUGUUGGAUGAAGUAAAGACCGAAGACAAAGGGGUACAGACCACUGUACCCCCAAGCUACCACCCUUCAAAAGAAUUUGGUACUUCCCCAGAGGGAGAGAGGAUCUUUUCUAGAGGAAAAUCGCCAGUGAUGUUGUCCAUGCCCCGUGAGCCCUCUACCUAUUUGAUCGAUGAUGCCAGAGGGCUUGCCUUCUUGGAUCGGGAGAACUGUGCGUUACCCAGUGUGUCUCAAGACAGCCUCGAAGGAGCUGCUAUGAAAAAGGCAAAUUUUGUGGCAAAAAAAGGAGCUGGAUUUCAAGAUAAAGUAUCGAAAACCCUAGGCAACAUCCCCAAGACUCAGAGGAGUAUCAGGAGAUUUGGCCCUUCUCAAAGAAGAUAUGAAGAGGUCAAAAGCCAUUUUCAACAUGGAUCAUCUGAAUUACAGCAUCUUCGGAGAGUGGAAGGGGGAGCAGAAAUUGCAGAGACGGCUUGCCAAGCAGACUUCGAAUGUGAGAAGACACUGCGUUUAAGAGACACUCCUGGAAAACCUUGACCUAUCCGUUCCGUUCCAAAUCAGCGUUCAGACCGUGGGUUCAUGUGAUUUGCUUUCGGAGAAGCAGCAUAUCAAGUUCAAUCUUCAGGCAAACAAAGACACUUCAUCGUCUGCAGCCGGACAUUUGACUGAAGACCCCCGAUUGGACAACAUUUCUCCUUAGG